AUGAUACCGAAUGAUGCCACAAAUAUUGAAUGUGUAAAAAACGGUAGUUGUGGCCCUGUUUCUGAUGCUCUGUGGAAUAUUAAAUAUCACACUGAUGUAAUUUGUGUGAUUGAUGACGUAAAGCCGGUGCAUCGGAAGUUCUUGAUUGUCAUUUAUUUUUUGCCAGGCCUGCUUUACCUGUGGAUCGGUGAUCACACGCAUAGCUUAAAAGAUUUGCACUUUGCAAUCCGUUCAUUUGAAGAUACUUUCGUUAGUACCUUGAUUGGCGACAUAAAUUCAAAUUCCUCCGACAUUGCCAAAUGGCUGUCGCAUAAAAUUAAUUUGCCUGCUCUAGUCAGUUGUAAUGUUUCACUCAAUAGCAGUGCGAGUUUAAUUGAUCUGAAUGAAAAAGUGCUAAAACUGCUUAAUGACAAUGGAUUCCUUCAGUAA
This is a messenger RNA of Babesia microti strain RI, 429 nucleotides long. RefSeq lists its product as hypothetical. The record is from RefSeq and is a predicted model, not a curated record. Bases 1 to 429 code for a protein of 142 amino acids. The transcript has 4 exons. Gene Ontology annotation, biological process: proteasome assembly. NCBI's taxonomy places the organism in Eukaryota, Apicomplexa, Aconoidasida, Piroplasmida, Babesiidae.